Messenger RNA from Bolinopsis microptera, 873 nucleotides. RefSeq lists its product as uncharacterized. The transcript has a single exon. Lineage: Eukaryota; Metazoa; Ctenophora; Tentaculata; Lobata; Bolinopsidae. The coding region runs from base 1 to 873 and encodes 290 amino acids. The record is from RefSeq and is a predicted model, not a curated record.
AUGGGCAGUUCUUCUGACAGUUCUAGUAGUUCCAGCAGCGAGGAGAAAACAUCUAGAUCUAAAAGUUCUAGAUCUAAAAGUUCAAGGUCUAAAAGUUCAAGGUCUAAAAGUUCUAGAUCUAAAAGUUCUAGAUCUAAAAGUUCAAGGUCUAAAAGCUCCCGGACAAAGACCGAAAAGACAAGCGCAGAAGAAUCUUCGAGCAACAGCAGCAGCAGUAGUAGUAGUAGUAGCUCCAGCAGCAGCAGUAGUAGUAGCUCGAGCAGUAGUAGAACAAGUGCUCCCGCAACAUCGACUGCACCGUGUCUUGUGGACCAGGAAACUCAAGUAACACCAAAACCCUCAACUACACCGCCUCCAAAACCCUCAACUCCACCACCUCCGAAACCAACUCCACCGCCUCCAAAGCCGGUUACACCGCCUCCAGUGAAACCAAGGACCCCUACACCACCUCCCCCAAAAACCCGGACCCCCACACCGCCUCCCCCUAAACCAGCUAGCCCUCCCCCUAAACCAGCUACUCCCCCUCCUAAACCAGCUAGCCCUCCCCCUAAACCAGCUAGCCCUCCCCCUAAACCAGCUAGCCCUCCCCCUAAACCAGCUACUCCUCCCCCUAAACCAGCUACUCCUCCCCCUAAACCAGCUAGCCCUCCCCCUAAACCAGCUAGCCCUCCCCCUAAACCAGCUACUCCUCCCCCUAAACCAGCUACUCCCCCUCCUACUCCCCCUCCUACUCCCCCUCCCCCUCCUCCUAAAAUGAGUACUCCUUCACCAGAGCCCCCUUCCCCCGCUAGGUCCCCAUUCUCACUGGAGAAUCUGCCGGUUAUUGAGAAUCUACCUCCUCUUGAGCUGCCAUCUGUUGUUCACGUGAGUUAA